GAUGGCAGCGCUCGGGGCCGCGCUGAGGGCCUCGCUCGUGGCCGCCGGUGCCCGGUCGGCGCCGCUGGGCCACCGCGCGCCGCACGCGCCCUGCUCCGCGUCUGCCGCUGCCCGCGGCGCUGCCAUGGAGCCGGCGCCCCACUGGCUGGCGGGGCUGCGCUUCGACAACCGCGCCCUGCGCGCGCUGCCCGUGGAGACGCCGCCGGCCGGGCCCGAGGGCGCCCCGUCCUCGCCGCGGCCGGUGCCCGGGGCCUGCUUCAGCCGCGUGCGGCCCGCGCCGCUGCGCCAGCCGCGCCUCGUGGCGUUGUCGGAGCCCGCGCUGGCGCUGCUGGGCCUGGGCGCGCCGCCCGCCGACGCCGCCGCCCGCGAGGCGCGCGAGGCCGAGGCCGCGCUCUUCUUCAGCGGCAACGCGCUGCUGCCGGGCGCCGAGCCCGCCGCGCACUGCUACUGCGGCCACCAGUUCGGCCAGUUCGCGGGGCAGCUGGGCGACGGCGCCGCCAUGUACCUGGGCGAGGUGUGCACGGCCGCGGGCGAGCGCUGGGAGCUGCAGCUCAAGGGCGCGGGCCCCACGCCCUUCUCCAGACAGGCUGACGGCCGCAAGGUCCUGCGGUCGAGCAUCCGCGAGUUCCUGUGCAGCGAAGCUAUGUUCCACCUGGGCAUCCCCACCACACGGGCCGGGGCCUGCGUCACGUCCCAGUCCACGGUCGCCCGAGACGUGUUCUACGACGGCAAUCCCAAGUACGAGAAGUGCACAGUCGUGCUGCGCAUAGCUUCCACUUUCCUGAGGUUCGGAUCCUUUGAGAUCUUUAAGUCCGCGGAUGAGCACACCGGGCGCGAGGGCCCCAGCGUGGGGAGAAACGAUAUCCGAGCGCAAAUGCUCGACUACGUGAUCAGCUCGUUUUAUCCCGAGAUCCAGGAGGCACACGCCGAGGACCGCACGCAGAGGAACGCCGCCUUCUUCCGGGAGGUGACCCGCCGCACGGCCCGGAUGGUGGCAGCGUGGCAGUGUGUGGGCUUCUGCCACGGCGUGCUCAACACGGACAACAUGAGCAUCGUGGGGCUCACCAUCGACUACGGGCCCUUCGGCUUCCUGGACAGGUACGACCCCGACCACGUGUGCAACGCCUCGGACAGCGCUGGGCGCUACGCAUACAGCAAGCAGCCCGAGGUCUGCAAGUGGAACCUGCAGAAGCUGGCAGAGGCGCUGGAGCCCGAGCUGCCCCGCGAGCAGGGGGAGGCCAUCCUGGCUGAGGAGUUCGACGCCGAGUUCCGCUGUCACUACCUGCAGAAGAUGCGCAGGAAGCUGGGCCUGGUGCGCACGGAGCUGCCCGACGACGGGGCGCUGGUGGCCAGGCUUCUGGAGACCAUGCACCUGACGGGGGCCGACUUCACAAAUACCUUCUACUUGCUGAGCUCCUUCCCAGUGGGGCCGGAGCCCCUGGGCCUGCCUGCAUUCCUGGCCGCGCUCACCGCACAGUGCGCCUCCUUAGAGGAGCUGAAGCUCGCCUUCCGACCCCAGAUGGAUCCCCGGCAGCUCUCCAUGAUGCUGAUGCUGGCACAGUCCAACCCUCAGCUGUUUGCGCUCAUGGGCACGCGGGCGAGCGUCACGGAGGAGCUGGAGCGCAUGGAGCAGCAGUCGCGGCUGCAGCAGCUGAGCCCGGCGGAGCUGCUGAGCAAGAACAGGGCCCACUGGACCGACUGGCUCCAGGAGUACGGAGCCCGGCUGGAGAAGGACAGGGAGGGCGUGAGCGACCCGGACGCCUGGCAGGCCGAGCGCAUGCGCGUCAUGCACGCCAACAACCCCAAGUACGUCCUGCGGAACUACAUCGCCCAGAACGCCAUCGAGGCCGCGGAGAACGGAGACUUCUCAGAGGUGCGGCGGGUGCUGAAGCUUCUGGAAACCCCGUACCACAGGGACGGGGAGCCCACCGAGGCCCCGGGGGCCGCCGGGGCACACAGCGGCGGGAACUCCUACAGCAGCAAGCCCCCGCUGUGGGCGGCCGAACUGUGCGUGACGUGAUCCUCGUAAGGGCCUCGGAGGCCUCCACACGCGGAGUCCCGAGGCCCCGAGCCCCACCGAGUCCUUGAGGCGGCGCACACCCCGUGGCACCCCAGCCCGUCUCUCCAUGACGGCCGAGACGUCCAGUCAGGACCUGACCCGUCUCUGUCUGACGCAGACUCAGCAGCCCAGCCCCUGCUCGGUGCGCUCCCUAUCUACG
This is a messenger RNA of Lontra canadensis (Northern American river otter), 2219 nucleotides long. RefSeq names its product selenoprotein O (gene SELENOO). The transcript has 9 exons. NCBI's taxonomy places the organism in Eukaryota, Metazoa, Chordata, Mammalia, Carnivora, Mustelidae. The record is from RefSeq and is a predicted model, not a curated record.